Olea europaea var. sylvestris is the source of this 981-nucleotide messenger RNA. Its product is annotated as membrane steroid-binding protein 2-like. The record is from RefSeq and is a predicted model, not a curated record. Gene Ontology annotation, cellular component: endomembrane system; membrane. Bases 187 to 771 code for a protein of 194 amino acids. The transcript has 2 exons. NCBI's taxonomy places the organism in Eukaryota, Viridiplantae, Streptophyta, Magnoliopsida, Lamiales, Oleaceae.
ACACACCUGAGCAUUACCUACUACUAGUUCUAAAUUUACUUAUUUACCUCUCGCAAGAACCCACCAACACCAGGACCAACACCCUUUUCCCCCCAGAGUUAAUCGAGUUUGUUAGGCAGAGAGUCUUCCAUUCAUCACUUCAACUCUCUGUUUCCCAAAUUCAAAACCCUAACAAUCCCUAGCGGAAUGGCUCUAUGGUCCAUUCUAACGGAAACGAUCAACCACUACACGGGGCUGUCGCCGGCGACGUUCUUCACCAUAGCGGCGCUGAUGGUAGUGACUUACAAGGUGGUGUGCAGCAUGUUCGUGGCAGCCGAAGAUUAUGUGGCGGUCAAAAAAUCCAAUGAGUUUGUUGUGCGUGAGCCGGUACAGCUUGGCGAUGUUACCGAGGAGGACCUCAGAGCUUAUGAUGGUUCUGAUCCGAACAAGCCCUUACUCAUGGCCAUCAAGGGACAGAUCUAUGAUGUUUCUCGCUCUAGGAUGUUUUAUGGUCCUGGUGGGCCCUACGCCCUUUUUACAGGUCGAGAUGCAAGCCGAGCCUUGGCUCUCAUGUCAUUUGAUCCCAAAGACCUUACCGGGAACAUAGAAGGUCUGAGUGCUUCAGAAUUGGAAGUUCUGCAAGACUGGGAAUAUAAAUUUAUGGAGAAGUAUGUCAAGGUGGGGCAGAUAGUUCUGAAUAGAAACGAUAAUGGGAAUGAAGUCGAGGCUAGUAAAACUGAUGGGAAUGAAUCACAGGAGAACGUAACUGAAGGAAUUGAUGCUAGUAAAUGAAGGAAAUGAGGCAAAGUAGAAGCUGCCAUGUAUGGCUGACAAUUUUCUUAUGCUGUCUCAUUAUUUCUUUGAACGGGUAUACUGGUACAGAACAUGCUUGUAAACUGAUGUAUCAUAGUGAACGUCCUGUUAUAGGCUUUGUUUGGCUACUUAAAAAUUGCGUUGGACUUCUUUCUUAAUAUGUUUUACUUGUAUGACUUUUUAACUUUA